AUGGAUUUCUCGUACCUCACACUGAGCCUUUCAAACGCAUUUUUAUCUUACACCGCCACCAUGCUAAACAUUGUUACAAUCCACGCGAUCAGAAAGACUUCGUCUUUGUCAAAAAAUUUAAAAGCAUUGCUCCUGAGUCAGGCCUUUUCUGAUCUUGGUGUCGGAUUGCUGGCUCAGCCAAUGUAUCUUGCACGUCUUAUUAUGGAGUCGAAGCUAAACAGUGGGACUAACAGUUCUUAUAAUGCCAUCUAUAUCGCGUACCUUAUUCCGACCAAUUUAUUUACUCUCGCUACGUUGUUUCUCAUUGUUAUUCUGUGCGCUGAGAGAUUCGCGUCCCUUCAUUUUUACCUUAGUUACCAUGAACUUGUAACACACAAACGCGUUGUUGCUGUGGUCGUCUCAAUUUGGUUCCUUAGCGGACUUCUUUCAUCAAUGAGACUUUGGAUUCCUAAAAGUACUACGUACGUGGUUUACGGAGUUGCUGGUUCUUCUUGCAUUAUAGCUGCCAUUUUUUUCAGUGUCCGAAUUUAUUUGUCCGUGCGACGCCACGUGAACCAAAUUCAAGUGCUGCAGCUACAACAAGUAUCGCAGAACGGUGAAAUGACUAACAUUAAAAGGAUGCGUAAGUUUGCUAUCAUGGCAGUUUACGUUUGCCUGGUUUUGCUGGUUUGCUAUCUGCCAAAUGGUUUCACUUUAUUUGUUACUGCCUUAAGCGGAUCAAACACUGGUAUAAAUCACGUUCAUCACUAUACUCUAACGCUAGAGCUUCUGCAUUCAUCGCUUAAUCCACUGAUAUACUGUUGGAAGAUGAAACACGUUCGACACACUGUCAUUGGCAUACUGCGAAAUGCAUUGAAAUUGUCAAAGCACCACUAA
Messenger RNA from Porites evermanni, 876 nucleotides. NCBI's taxonomy places the organism in Eukaryota, Metazoa, Cnidaria, Anthozoa, Scleractinia, Poritidae. The record is from the annotation of a GenBank genome assembly.